Messenger RNA from Pelobates cultripes (western spadefoot toad), 33518 nucleotides. The record is from the annotation of a GenBank genome assembly. NCBI's taxonomy places the organism in Eukaryota, Metazoa, Chordata, Amphibia, Anura, Pelobatidae.
CCCGCCUCCCUCAGUCUCCGCUGUCUAAAUCCUGGGCCGUGAUUGGCUGGCUGCACAGGCGAGCUCGUGUCAGCGGGUGGCUGUCAGUGCGCGCGCCCUCUCUCUCUCAUCUACUCCCUGUCAGCGCUUCCGCCACACGCGCAGCACCCGAGCGCGCUCCCGACUCUCCGCCUCUCUCCCGUUGACUCCCGAGUUACCCGCUGCCUGCUCACCAUGAAUGAGGAAUACGACGUGAUCGUGCUGGGCACCGGCCUCACGGUGAGAACACUAACCCCCCCCACACACACACACACACACACACACACACACUGCCUCCCUCUCUCUCGCAGCCCCGCCUGAUCGCGGCCUACAGACCCCGAGACACUCCCUGUCCGGCCGCCGCCACCCAUUGUGCUCCAUACAGGCCCGCGGGCCGGCUCGGCAGCACUGGGCCGGGGCUGGGGGGAUCCAAAGUUGAGCGAUACCCCCAUUAAUAGUGAGAGCAAGGUGAUAAUAAUACCGGGUGUAUGGCACGGCCAAUAACCGGGGCUGGCAUGGCUGGACACCGCUACUGCUUAUACAGCGACACCACCUUCCGCACUGCUCUACCUGUGUGUGUAUUAUAUAUAUAUAUAUAGCUAUAGCUAGCUUCCACCUGUGUAGGCAUAGCUUGGCACCCACAGAUCUGUUAAUAUGAGUUGCAGAACCUGUAGCGUUCCAUUUAAUGGAUCACAUUUGACGAGGACACAAUGAUAAAAUUGGAAAGGUCUGGUUAAUUUAAAUUUUAAAUUAUCUUUUGCACAUUUUUUUUGCUACCUUUUAUAGAGAACAAGCCCUGAUUUCUAUAACUUCCUUAUCCUCUGACACCUUUUUGUGUGUUCUGGUUGAAUUAUACGUCUCCUAAAUUGGUUACUGCUAUUCUAAAUCUAGAAUCACAUUUAUUUUGAAUCACUUGUAAUUUUUAUGUGAAAUUUAUUUUUAAUUUUUUGUCCAUUUUAAUCAUAGUAAAUGCCUUUCAAGCUCUGUAACACAUUCAACAACAUUAUGUAACAUUUUGUUCAAUACACUAUUUAAUUGCUUAAAGGAGCACUAUAGUGCCAGGAAAACAAACUCGUUUUCUUGGCACUAUAUGGUCGUUAGGAACCCCCACCCUCAUGGCUGAAGGGAUUAAAACCUCUUCAGCCACUUACCUUUCUCCGGCUCCAUCUGUGCCGGGGAUCUCUCCACCCCCUGCCAAUAUCAGAUCUGCAUGUGCGGCAAUUAAACCGCCCAUAGUAAAGCGUUACUCAGUGCUUUCCUAUGGACGUCCAGCAUCUUCUUUAAUUUAAAGGGACACUCCAGGCACCCAGACCACUUCUGCCCAUUGGAGUGGUCUGGGUGCCAACUCCCACUACCCUUAAUCCUGCAACUGUAAAUAUUGCAGUUUUAAUAAACUGCAAUCUUUACCUUGCAGGGUUAUCUCCUGCACUAGAGGGCACUUCCGGGUUUAUAGCACGCUAUGUGAGGACCUCCAGCGUCGCUAAAUUCCCUAUAGGAAAGCAUUGAAAGCAUUUUCAAUGCUUUCCUAUGGGGAAGUCUAAUGCGUGAAUUUCUAUAAGACAAAAUGGCUCACAUAGGGCAAUAUAGUCUGUAGUGUCCACACUGUGACUAAAAUAUGAAUGUAAUAGUUGCAUCCUACUCACAUUUUUAUGAGCCUGUAUAGAAAACUGGCUCAAGUAAAUUGGCAUAGGUAGGAUGUAAAGGUGUAAUUCCUCAGUUUCUGUGCUCUCCCCCAAUGGUCAUAUGGUGAGAAAUAAUCUGCAGGGAUUAGAAGUAAAAUGUAAUCCUUUAUUCCAUAAAUCAAUAAAUUUUUUUUACAUAUAAUAAGCACAGCAAACUGCAUGCAAGGAAUCUUCCUAGAUACAACACUGUUAAAUUUUUCCUAAUAUUGCCCCCCAAAAAUAUUGGUUAUCUACUAAUUUAAUCUCACUUUGGGGUAUAAAAAAACCAAAACCAUUUUUUUUACGCGUUUAGCAUCCUAUAUACCGAAUGAGUCCUACAUACUGUGUGUAUAUUUGUGUACCUCCAAUGGAUCCUCCCUCUCUUGUGAACACUGGUCUGUCAGAUCAUUGCAGCUGGAUACCAGUGUAACCAUUGCUGCGAGAAGAGUCUACCCCCAGCGGAGGUGCAGACAGAGGCUCUAUACCACCAGGAAAGGUUUUUUCCACCUUGCAAAACCCCCCAAAGAUUAAACUGUAGUCACUAGAACUACAGCUUGUUGUGUUCAGGUGAAUAUAAUCAUUCCUUUCAGGCCUUUGCAGUAAACACUGUCAUUUCAAAGAAAAUACAGUGUUAACAUUACAGCCUAGCAAUACUUCCACUGGCCACUUCUCAGAUGGCUGUAAGAGGUGCUUCCUGGUGUCUCCAGCCUCUGCAUGGAGACACUGAACUUUCCUCAGAUUCAUUGAUACAAUCCAUCUCUAUGAGGAGAUGCUGAUUGGCCAGGGCUGUGUUUGGCAUGUGCUGGCUCUGCUGCUGACCUUCUUGACAAGCUCACACAAUCCAAUGCUUUCCUAUGGGAAAGCAAUGUGAUUGGCUGAUAGAAACACUUCUGAUGGUGUCAGCUAAGCAGGCAGAUCAGGGGCAGAGCCAGCAGCAGCAGACUGGAGUAAAGGUAAGAUUUUACUAUAUGGGGAUGAGUAGGGGGGGCUAGAUGUUGUUUUAAUGGGUCAGAUAGUGUAUAUGUAUGUAUAUAUGUGUGUGUGUGUGUGUAUAUAUAUGUGUGUGUGUAUAUAUAUAUAUAUAAAUAUGUGUAUAUAUAUAUAUUAUUCUUUAAAAAAAAACAACAACAAAAACACUGCCAACCACACAGGUACAAUUUGCGCUCCCAGUACAACAAGAAAUAUGACAGAAGACAAUUAACCUGUCACAACAACAUUACACCUUGAAAUAGUUAAAGUUAAAAGAUCAGAGGUUAACAUGUGUUAAGCCCACUUGAGGUCAGACGGCCAAGAAACAAGGCCUUGAGAGAAUGAUGUACUGUCUCCUCAUGCAAUCUGUACAAAUGUAAUUGACCGAAAUGCACUGUAUUGUAUCCCGAUGUAUGUUCAAACUUACAUUUGUUCAUAAUGUACCCUAUUCAACUGAACAAUGUGUACACACUGUUAAAAACUUUAUAAAUUGCAAAUAAAAAAACGCUGCUUCUCUCUGCCCACAGAACACCACCUCUAUCCCACCGCACAAAUUUGCACUACAUAAUUUAUCCAUUUAUACACAUAAGGUGAAGUAUAACGUACUGAUAGUACAGGAUAUGUAUACCCCCAACCCACAAAUUUCUAAUAAGAGUGCAUCUUAUAUUUUGCUUUUUGCACUUUGUGUGAAAUGUUUUCAUUAAAAAAGCAAACUAAGCACCAACACAUUUGUGUAUGUUAUAGCUUUUGACAUUUUCACAUUUGCUGUCAUUUUUGCAUAAUUUUUUGUAGUGUGGCAGAAAUGUUUUCCUUCUCAUACCCAUCUUUCUUAAACAGUAUUUCUCAAAUAACAAUUCAUGUCUUCAGUAAGCUUAGCAAAGUUUCUUGUGACUUAUUGUUCAGCUAAUAACUUUCCUGAGUGUAAAAAAUAAAAAUACAGAAGUGCAGAAAGUCCUGCUCUGCACAACGAGAUAGUCACUCCAUUGAAAAAUUAUAUAGAAAGUUAUAAUCUAGAAGUCUUAUCACAUUUUUUAUUUAUUUUUUUAACAGUGCUGACUGCUAUAACAUUAUUGAAAAUAAAAUUUUAAAUGCAAAUAGCUUUUGUUUUAUAUUUUUAAUGCAUAAUUAAUAUUUUAUUUUCAAUAAAUGGGUUGUUUCAAGCCUAAAGUUCAACUUUAAGGGAUAAAGAGGUCUGUUAUGAGCAUAGGUUCAUGCUAUUUUGAGAUGUUAAAUGGUUUUCCCUAAAAGGUGUCCUAAAUUUUGGGUUCAAGGAGCACUAUAGGGUCAGGAACACAAACGUAUUCCUGACCCUAUAAUGUUAAAACCACCAUCUAGCCCCCUCUGGUCCCCUCAUGCCUCCCUAAAUAUAGAAAUCUUGUAUUGAAGUCUGGAGCUGCUUACUUUGUCCUUGUUUCCUUUAGACCUGCCUGCUGACAUCAUCAGAAGUGGUAGCCUGAUCCAAUCAUAAUGCUUCCCCAUAGGAUUGGCCGAGACUGACAGAGGCAGAUCAGGGGCAGAGCCAGCAUGAUUCAAACACAGCCCUGGCCAAUCAGCAUCUCCGCAUAGAGAUUAAUUGAAUCAAUGAAUCUCUAUGAGGAAUGUUCAGUGUCUGCAUGCAGAGGGAGGAGAUACUGAAUGUUUGGAUGCAUUUAGGCAGCCAUGACCCAAGAAGGAUCUCUAACAGCUAUCUGAUCACUAGGCUGUAAUGUAAACACUGCAUUUUCUCUGAAAAGACAGGUUUUUAAAGCUAAAACUCUGAAGGUAAUGAUUCUGCCCCUGUUUUGAAAACAAUUGUAUUUCCCAUUAAAGGGACACUAUAGCAUUGGGAAUAGUUUUAGGAUCCCCUGUUUGCAAUAAAAAGCUAUUUUUUUUUUUAUUGUCAAUCAGAUGUAACUUACUUAAAAGCUUUUUAAGUCCUUCUCUGUAGAUUGAACUUUAAUUACAUAUAGGAAGCUCCAACAGGGUCUAGUAUGAUGUUAGCAGAGUGGGAGAAUACAUUCUAAAUUACACAGAAAGGAAGUGUAGACCUCAGAUGACUUGAGGAAGACCAUACAAGUCACAUGCAGGAAAGUGUGCCUAGGGCUUCAAAAAAAUAGUGAUUUAAGUCCUAAAUGUCAGAGAAUUGAGCAGCGAUUGCAGGGGUAUGAUCUAUACACUAAAACUGCUUCAUCAAGUUAGUUUUUUUUGGUGACUAUCGUGUCCUUUUUGAGUUAGUAAGAAGACACUAGGGAUCGACCGAUAUUGGGGUGUUUUUUGUUGUUGUUUUUUUAGGGCCGAUACUGAUAAUCUGCGAACUUUCAGGCAUAUUCUGUACAUAUAUACCGUUUUUUGUUUUUUUUUUUUUCUUUUUUUUUAAUGCCAUCUGUCCUAGUAUUAGAAAUGUUCUCGUGUGUGUGUGUAUGUAUGUAUGUAUGUAUGUAUAAACACAACAAAAGUGCCCUUUAUUAGAGCUAUCUCUGAGCAGGCAAAUGCAACAUCAGUUUGCAGUUACUAGCAUAGCAAUGAAUACUGAUAUGCCAGUAGCAAAGUAUGACCGACUUCACGCCGCAUGCCACAUAGACAAUCUCUUCCCUUGGAAGCUCAUGUGCUGUCUUUCCUCUUCACGUGUAACUGGUGGGGGAUGGGCAGAAGAGAUGUAAAAACAGGAGGCAUAACUAGAAUUUCAGUGUCAUUGCAAUAGAAAUGCUGGUUAAAUAUAAAUCCUUUCCUUCAUGUCUUUAAAUUGUGAUUUCCUAGCUUUGUGUGCACAUCCAAGACUGGGGUUGUGAAAGCACCUUUUAGUAGAUGUAGCAGAGGGCACUGGGUUGUCCUCAAAAUUCUGUAUGUUCAUAUGCUUUCUGUUAAAUUUUGCCUUGUGUAUGCAGCAUUUGGCUGAUUGUUCGGUAAAAUCACUCUGUUCAUUAUAUUGAGUGAAACUACUGAACAACCAGACCACCCAGGAAUAAGUGUGCCUCCAAUUACCAUUCGCAACAAUGUUGCAAACGGGUAAUUGGUGAUUCGUGUAAUGUGUGUUUUGUCUUCUGGGUGGCCGCCAUUCGGGAAAUGAACACGUGGCGGCAGCCAUUUUAAAAAUUCCCGAACAGCAGUGUUUUGCCGCCGAGUGUCCGGAACCCAAAUUGGACACUCGGCUAGGCAAACACCGCUGAGACCUCCACACUGCCCCUAAAUUCGUGUAGAAACUACCGAACGGCUACCCGUUCGGUAGACAGAAACACACGAACAAGGGGAUUCAUUCAAAUCUUCUCCAGUCUCCAUAGCCUAAGUCAUUCGUGCAGUUAAUUCCCUUUUUCUGUGACCGACCGCAGGGCCAAAAUGCAUGGAACCAAUUUCGGCUGUUACCUCUUUUUACUACUUCCACAACUCUCCCGAACCCCCGGUCUGAUCUGGGGGAUUUUUGGAUAUGUCCCUCACCCAGAUCAGGGCUACCCGGGGAUAUAAUAUUUAAAGGGGUACCCCUAUGUUUAGGGGUAGAUCCAGAAACCCUGGGACUUUGUGUCCUGUAUAAUAGGAUUAUGUGUCAGGCUAAGGGGAGGGAAUGUGUGGGUGGCAAGUCAUGUAUGAUUGGCUACUGUAAUAAUUAUUGUAAAUCCCUCCCUUGCAUGGGAGAAUGCUUUAAAAGAAGGUUGAGUGAUUAAAAGUUCAAUUCUGCUCCUGAUGCAGUGUGUUGUCCUGUCAUUGGGAUCUGUAUGGGAAUAUUCGUGGAUUGCCUUGCUUGCUGUGAUUUAUUAUUCUAUGGUAUUUUAUAACUUGUUCCUGAGCCUUACUGGGACCUUUAGUGGAGUUAACCUGUGAAAGACCAGCUCUCGUCUACAGUAGACUUGCACAGAAAGGAAGCACAGUGGCAGACAGAUGUGUUUUAAUAUAUGUACUGCAAAUCUAUCCUCUCCUUGUUCUGGUUUUCCUGCAGCUCGAUGCCCAGUGCUUUCAGUGGCUUACCUGUGUACGUACUGUGUUAAGGAAGGAAGUAUGUCAGAAUGGAGUUGUGUUGCUAAGGGUGUGUACUAUUAAUGAGACCAAAACCUAUCAAAUGCAUUAAAGCUAAUUUGGCUCCUGUAGUGUCCCUUUAAGCAGAAUGUACAUGUUGCUCAGUGUCUUCUUUUAUUGUAGAAGUGAUCUGGCAGACAAGCUAUUGCAUUGCUUUACUACCAAUAUGCCCAACUUGUGCUCAGAUAUUACUUUGCAUGAAAUGAAACCUAUUGCCCAUGCUUCUUACCGUGUUGAGUAAAUAGCAGAUGCUUUUGGGGCUCUGUAAGCAAGAACAAUUUAUUUCACUUUACCCAUAUGACAAACUAAUUUGGGACCUGCAAAAAUGAUGUAACUCUUUCUUUUAAAAGCCUGCCACUGUUACGUCAAAUAUGUUGUUGCUCUUCAAAAAUACAUUUUAUCUAUAUAUUGUACUGGUGAAAUUUUUUCCUACACUUUUUUUUUUUUUAUUUUUUUUUUUUCAUAAAUACAAAUAGUGUCACGGAAUAGCUGGAUACACAGUCAUGACAUCCACAAAUUACUGGAAAUAUCCUCACAACUACUCUGGUGCACACUAGAAAUUUUGGGAUGCCGUAUAGUUCAACGAACACAGAAUUAUUAACUUGGCUGUGAAUUGACAAGAAAAUAUAAAAUUUUAAGCUGAACUAUGUCUCUUUGCAUAAAUGUCCAAUUGUCUGGGUAAUACCCAGUUUGGUGACUAACUCUUGACAGUCAGUUUCUUGAUUUAAUGUUGAAUUUUAAGAAAGUGAUCUUGAGGCUUGUACAGUGAUACCUAGGUUUACAAACGCCUCAGUUAACAUUUUUGGUUUACAAAUGAAAAUCCAUUAAAAAUAAUGCCUCAGUUCAGUUUACAAAUUUCUUUCGCAAUACAAAGCAAGUUUCCCCAGGAUGCAUCGUGCCUGUUUCUUUUCAGGUGUGUAACUUUUUUCUCUCAUGCGGUGCCGGUCUCCUGCGGCUGCUUCUGCCUGGUUCCGCUUUCAUGGCUGAGAUCAAUGGUCUGUUUCACUUGCGGUUUUCCAGCGCUGAGGGACCAGUCAGCGUGAUCCAGAGACCUAAUACGCAUGCACAGCAAACGCAAGCCUUAGGCUUUUUCCAUUGGAAUCCUUGAAUUAAUGGAUUUUUCAACACGCUCGAUGUUCCCAUGCAAAAAUGUGAGGAUGUCCAGAGUUGUUUCACUGAGUCAAACUCCAUGGAAGGGCAGGUAGACAGGGACUAGAGGCAAUCUUAACACUGCAAUGUAACUAUUGAAGUUUCUAUUAAAUGGAAUUUUUAUUUAUUUAUUUAUUUUCAUUGCAGAGUUAAAGGACCACUAUAGUGCCCUGAGGGUGCCCCCACCCUCAUUACAAUGCUUUCCUAUGGACGCUUGCGUGCUCUCACUGUGAUUUUCACAGUGAGAAUCACGCUAGCGACUGUCAAUGAGACAGCCACUAGAGGAAUUGGAGGAAGGAUUAACCCAUUUACAAACAUAGCAGUUUCUCUGAAACUGCUAUGUUUAUAAAAAAAAAAAUGGGUUAACCCUAGCUGGACCUGGCACCCAGACCACCUCAUUAAGCUGAAGUGGUCUGGGUGCCUAGAGUGGUCAUUUUAAGGGAACAGUCAAUGAGGAGAAGUGGUCUAGGUCCCUGUAGGGUACUCUAAGACUUAGAAGUAAACCUUUGUAAACCACAUUAACAUUUUAUAAAUGUGAAAAUGGAUGCAACUAUGUUUAGACAAAUGUUUUUCUCUUUUUUUUUUUUUUUUUGUGUAAUUAGCUUUGCUAUAAUUAUGUUGGAUGCAGGGUGGGGACCAGAAAGAUUUUGCUGGCAUGUAUUGCUUUUCUGUGGCAAAGGUUUGCUAGUGGAAAGACUUGACUCUCUAGUAACAACUGAAUAAAUCCAGAUUUAAAAUGAAACCCUUGAGGUAAAAACUGUACUCCUUGCAAUUUUGCGUUAUAAAAUUUAAUAAUUUAUUAUAACACCAAUCAAAAUAAAAUAAAAACUUGCUCAUUUUCGAGAUUUCCCCUAUGUAUUCUUUAGUGGACUCCAUAAACUACUACACCAUAAGUAGAUCUCCCCCAAGAGCUGUCCAGUCACAAUAUAAUGAACAGAUGUCAGUUUAUCCAUGUGCACUGUGAUUGGUAGUGAUGAUCAGCAAAUAUUAGGGGGUGUCUUGACGUUCCUGGGAGGAGGGAGCACAAUCAAAGUUGUGUGUGCUUGGACAAAUUGGCUAAAACUAGCAAGGCUUUUUGACGGCUCUGAGACUAGUUUAGAUCUUUCUUUUUACUUGGAUCCACUAGUCUGUAUAGAGGACAUGAAUUUUUUUUAAUUUUUUUAUUUUUUUUUUGCUGUCCCUUUAAAAACUUGUCUUAUUCCAGUGCUGCGUAAGUCUAUCAAGGCAGUCUCCACCUCCUUGGCUAAGAUCAGCAAAAUUGAUGCUCUCAGCCCAUUUAAUGCUUUCCCUCAGGAAAGCAUGCUAAGGCUAUUACAUGUGCAGGGACUGACUUUUGUUACCAGGACCACAACAUUAAGCUAUAAUUGUUCUGGUGAGUAGUGUGUUCCUUUAAGUUUACAAUUUUCUAUUUCCAUUUACUGCUGUUAAAACUAAGCUUAUGAUUAAACUCAAACUGUUUCCACCUACGCUGUCACAUCUUAAAAUAAUAUUGUGAAGCUUUGUGGUUUCUCUUCCUGAUUUAAGGAUGCAAAUUAACUAUUAUAUGCCAAGGCUUCUCUGGCCACCUUUGCCAUGCUGCAAUUUAUUUUUAGCUUCCUAUAGCUGUUAAGCUUAACCCUUUAAUUACGCUCAUUUGGCCUUUUGCGCUUCCUUCCUGAGAAGGGGAUUUUUUUUUUUCCCUGUUUUAUUAAAGCAAUGGGGCACUUGUUCUUCUGUUUUAUAUAACUGUGCUCUGCACGUACACUGAAAGGGGAAAUGUGUUAAUAUUUUUGUAAGUUUUCUUGCUGGAUCAUUGCGUAAUGUAUGGCUGCAAAGUUUCAAAUGUUAUAGUGAUUAAAGUGAGACACCCUCUAAUCACUUGGUGUAAAAUCACCAGUGUUUCAUUCGUUCACACUUGGUUGUCCCCUUGUGUUAUUUGUGUUGCAGCUCUCUGCUGAGUUGGCUUUCUCUUAAACAGAACAUUGAAGGAAAAAAAAAAAUUAAUUCCUGGAACUUCAUGAAACGCACAAGCCCGGGACUCUGCAUGUACAAGGGCAAGUAUUUGCGUCAGAUUGAGUAGUAAUGAUACUGUGGUGUCAAGACAAAUGUGAGUCUGGAUGACUCACUUUGUCAGGUGAAUGCUAAUUGUAUAACUUUGUUUUCCCUUAACGUUUUAGGUUCAAGGCACACUUAAUAUUUCAAUAUUUUUCCAAGGCGCCCCAAGUCAAGGAAGUUUGUUUUUCCUGGCACUAUAGUUCCCCUUUAAGCUGCUUGUUUUUUGCUGAGGGAAAAUGUAGUUUCUGUGGUGAUUGAAUCACUGUGGUUUUUGUGACUUACUUAUUUGACAAACGAACUCGUGUGAAUUUGACACAUGGGAUGUGCAUUUAAAAACAAACAAUAUUCACCAUAUACGAACAUUGUCUACAGUUACUCUAGUGAAAACUGUCCUUUGUGUAUCCUAAAUGGUGUUGCAUUAGCGAGUUCAGAGCGUCAAGCAAACUUUAGUAUCUAAAGUGUAAUGGCUGCUAAUUUAGUACAGUAAAGAAGGUUUUGUGCCCUCAGUAAAAUAAUAUAGUUCUACUCUCAGUAUAUUGAUAUCAAAUAAUAAUUACAAUAAUGGAAUGAUUUAGAGGGUUACUCCAAGCACUGUAAACACUGCACCCUGAUGGCUUCAUUCCCUGCUAAUGGAGCAAACCUUUUAGCAACAAUUUGGCAUGUUACCUUUUGUUAACUGGGUGACUUGCAUUCAACCUCUUCAAAUCUACAGGAGAUGGAUGCUGAUCUAGUCGGCAAAGAGCAUCAGCUGAUCGACUUCGGGCAAUGAAUUACCCUCUGUGCUCAGAAAUAUGCACAGUAUUGCCAUUAGCCAGCCUGGAGUUCUUCAUCUCGGCUGAGUAAUGGCGCUUCAGUGACACUACAAAGGCCUAAAUCUCUUUGUGUAGUUUUAUGGCAUAAUGUUGCACAUAGAGUCCCAGCACCACUUUAAUUCAGUGAAGUGAUUAUGGUCCUUGGAGUAAUCCUUUCAAGAAAUUAUUCCAAUUUGUUUACCAUCUGAAGCUAUUGUGUAGUGUGAACUGUCAGUGCUUCGUUUUGUCAGGGACCUGCUGCUGCCCAAUACUAAAAUUCUAUUAAACUUUCGUUCUUAAAUGUUUUCCAUGAUUACAUUAUAAAAAAAGACUGGUACAGAAUAUACAGUCCAAGCAAUCUUCUUAACUUCAUUCGUUUUUCACUUGAUUACAUGCGCAUUAUAUAUUAACUGGUGGUGUUGAACCACUAAACCAUGAAAACUUAUGUGGCCUUUGAAAAUGUCACCACACAUCACUACAUACAUUAACAGGACUCUCCAGGUAUAUUUUCAUACACCUAAAAUACCAAGCAUUACAUUAACAGCCAUGUCUUAAGUUACUCACCACUGCAAGCAAAUCGAGUCCAUGGCAGAUUCACCAGGGGUGACAUGUCACCAGCCAACUGCUACUGACAAUUGGAAGUUUUGAGUCUUGCAUCAAACUAUUGAUCAUAUUGGAAUAAGUAUGCCCUGGUUGUAUUUGUGUGCUUGUAAGCUUUGUUUUUACUUUUUUAAUUUAUUUUUUUAUUUUUUACCUUCAUGUCUGCAUAAUGCAGGAAUGUUUCCCUUGUACAAUAAAUAAGAAUAAGUGUAUUUUAAAAAAUGAUUGGAAACUGUAAAGUAGAAAAAAACAUGCAUUAUUGAUUUAAAAAAGAAGUUGAAAUACCAUCACCACUACACCUUUUUUGUAAUUGUGUUGUGAGUCUGUUUAAAGCGGCACUGUCCUCCCGAAUCUUUUUUUUUUUUUUUUUUUUUAAACCCCCUUCCGGCCUCUACUACAUCUAACUUUCACCCUAGUCACCCCCAAAUGCCCCUAAGCCCCCCACAUUACCUAUUUUUUAUUCCUUAUUUUCUGCCCCGAUCUUGAUUCAGGGCGCCGCCAUCUUUCUGUGGGUAGAUUAAGUCCCUGUGGAACAUGUCAUCUGCCCACACUAGAUAGACUGUGAGAUUCCCGCACAUGCCCAGUGAAACACCUGGACAUGCGAACGGGAAUUUCGUCUAUUCAUUCAUUUAUCAGACAGACGAAUGAGUGAAUAGAAAAAUCAAACGAACACUGAAUAUCAGUGUUCGUUUGUUCGUUCAGUUUAUUACAAGGAGGGAGCUACCGGCGCGCAGCUCCCUCCUUGUAAUAUGUAACUAUAGAAGCGGCAGGAGGCGAAGAUGGUGUUCACACUAUAGAGUCAGGUUUGUGUUUUUGGCCCUAUAGUGUUACUUUAAUAUUGGCCGAUGAGCCUGUAUGUGGCUAGGAAGCUGUUUUCUGCAUUAUGGUUUCAUUGAAGAGUGGCACUUAAAAUUUUAAGUCUUGGGUAAGAAGCAACCUACACCUCUUCAUUGAACCAGAAAAGGUUUGUCUUUUUAAUGUAACACACUCAGAUGUUAUGGCUGCUUAUCUUUUAAGUGGGGAACUGCCACUUCUCUCAAAGCAACAUUCAUUGUUUCCUACAGUGAGGCGUACAGUAAAGGAAAGUAUAGCAUAUCUCUAUGUUGGCUGCGUCGCGGUUAGUUGAUGUGCAGCAUGUGACCUAGCAGUGCAAGGACAGCCUGGCACUCAGUGUAAAUAACCUAAAUUAAAACAUCACAACCUGUAGCUACUCUUCAAUUGGCUACACAGUUGCAAAAAAGGGGUGACUGUUACACUUUUUUUCUGUGUUGCCAUUCAGAUUUGGAUUCACUAUAAUUUGGGGUUAAAAACCAUGGAGAGGCAGUCCAUAAAAGUGGGUUGUCUUUUUAGAUCAUGUGUAAGCGCAAACUAGAUCUUGUGCCAGUUAUAACUUUCUUUGAUACUACCUCCGUAGGAAUGUAUCCUCUCUGGUAUAAUGUCUGUGAAUGGCAAGAAGGUCCUGCACAUGGAUCGUAACUCGUACUAUGGAGGAGAAAGUGCUUCUAUUACACCUCUGGAAGAUGUGAGUAAUGUGCAACUGUUGGACAACUGGGAAAUAAUCCAGUCCACUUGUUUUAUGUGAACACCUAGCUAGCUCUGGAAUGCUUAAUUUGUAACUAACAAUUUCUUAGAAAUUUUCACAGCUGAAUUAAUCACAUUUCUGAAUCAACAAGUGCUUUGCUGCUAAUAAUGCAUAAUUUCUGUUUCUUUAUGGUGUACUCUGUUCUCUUCCUCUCAAAUUAUCCACAGUUGUAGUCUUAGCCCAUUCCUUGCACUAAUAGAUUAAUAGGAUUUAUAUUGAUAGUAACAUAGGUGUGUUUGUUUUCCUUAUUGGCUUGAGUCAUUGUAAUUCACUGGUCCUGUAAUCAAUCAUUCCCAUUCUAACAUUCCAUUCUAAUUUUCAUAUAAAAAAAAGUGUAUUUUUCCAAAGUUUAGUAGCUUAGUUCAGAGUGUAUUAAUGUUUUUGCAAGAUUUCAGUAUUUUGAUUUUUAAACAGUUAAGUGUUCAGUUAAAUGUAAUAAUAUUGGUAUAAUUUUAUUGAAAUUAAUCAAAACAGGUUAGUCCUGCAAAUAUAAGACUUUUUGUUCAAACACUGAUUUUUCUUUUCUUCUCCCCCCACCCACACCCUCCUUUCAGUUAUACAAAAGGUUUAACAUCCCUGGGAGUCCCCCUGAGGGUAUGGGACGAGGAAGAGACUGGAAUGUGGAUCUUGUUCCUAAAUUUCUCAUGGCAAGUGGUAUGUUAGCAAAUUUCUUCGUUUUUGAUUUACUUGGAUUAUGAGGCAAUUUGACUAUUUGGUUUGUAAGCAUCAGCAUGGCUUUAAACAAAAGUUAUAUAUAUAUAUAUAUAUAUAUAUAUAUAUAUAUAUAUAUAUAUAUAUAUAUAUAUAUAUAUAUAUAUAUAUAUAUAUAUAUAUAUAUAUAUAUAUAUAUAUAUAUAUAUAUUCUCUAUCUCUUAGUAUUUUGAUAUUAAUAUGCAUUCUCAACAUAGCGUUGGUGUGUAUGUUCAAUCAGCCAUAUGCAUGCACCUUGGGUCGGACAAUGUUUAAAUUUGACUUUUAGUCAGUCUGCCACUUCACUGUGCAGGGAGUAAAGCAGGAAGGACCAUAGCGACCUUCAGUAUUCAAACACUGUCUGACUCAAGGUGCCUUUAUAUACCUGGAGGAUCCUGUCAUAUAACACAUUUAUAACGUGAGAGGAUAAUGCACACACUAUUAGGAGGAUGCUCCCACUGGGGUGCUACAAACCAGGAUGGUCAACUCGCAAUCAAUCCAACUGGAAGAUAUACCUAUAUCUGGGCAUGCCCAAUGGUUUCUUAUUAGCAGGCAGUCUUCUAUUUGGAGCUGAGAGGAUAGUGCCGAAAAAUUCUUUUCCUCUGAACGUCAAAUAAGACUGCCUAUUAUUAAGAAACCAUUGUGUGUGUGUGUAUGUAUGUGUAUAUGUGUGUGUGUGUGUGUGUGUGUAUAUGUAUGUAUGUAUGUAUGUUCCAAUAUAACAGUUAGGGGUGCUUUGUCUUGGUUUUGUUUUCCUCAUCUGAAAUAAUGACUGGGUAGACUUCUGUGCAGAUGAGCUUGACUGGCUUGUGUGCAACAGUGGUUUGAACUGCAAUGAAUAGAAAGAGGCUUAAUUUUGUAUGUACAUUUUUAGGGAUCAACAAUAAAAAUAAAUUAGUGUUUAAUAUUUGGCUACUGACCAGGUCUUGAACAUUAAUUGCCGCUUUAAGCCAUAGCAUAUUAACCAGGGGUGAAUUUCUAUUUGCAUGGGCUAAAUUUUCACUUGGCAAGUGUGAGUAUAUUUUGUUGCAUAGAUUGAAAAAGAAAAACAGAGCCUAAAUAAGGGUAUGAGACAGGUUAGUGGUAGAAAAAAAUGGGGGGAUAACCCCUAAAUGGCUAAUAUAAAUGAAAAAGAGAAACUCCCAAUAGGUGUCUCAACAUAGGGAAUAGAAUCAUAAUCAUAUUGUCACAUUAGAAGUGAACUUUAAAAUGUAACUUUUUUAAUAAGUAUACUAAAAUAGACACAUAAAAGAAUAAUGAUAAAAACACAAAGCACAAGGCUAAAUUAUGUCCUGUUGUCUAGCUAGAGCUGACACUGAACUCUCAAAUGGCAAAUAUCGCAGGGAGAGUGGCAGUGAAAAAAGAUACUUCGUAAAUCAUAAUGUAACGAUUGCUACAAAAUGUGUAGCAAAAAAUAAGAGGGGAGCCAGAGUGCAUCUAUACACUAGACUCUCCUGCAGUAAAGAGUCUACUUGAUUUGAGAGAAAUGCCUCUUGUGCUCUAAAUAUCAAAUUGCUAAGUAGCACACCACUGUGGUUAAAGAAAUAAAACCAUAAUUAUCAGAAAAUAAUAAGGUGCCUGUAACACGGGAGUGUUCAGAAACGGUGAACCACUAGGAUUAGUAUAUAGCAAUCAGUGAAAGUAUAUAGAGUAUAGAAAACUUAGCGCUGGCUUAUUAGUAAAGAUCUAAGUGCCUUCAAGGGCACCCCUUAUAAAAUGCCUGCACUGCCUCUAUGACCCCCCCCCCCUCCCCCCAUAGCAAGCUAGUAGGUAGAAAACAGGACUACAAAACGGAUGCCUAGAUUGAAGAGCAAUUUUAGCUAGUGAGAUUACGGCUGUGUUGAUUCAACAGCAGAAGUAUAGCCGACGAAGCGUCCAGAGCCCCCUGACGCGCGGGUUUCGUCUGGGUUACUUAUCAGAGGGGAACUGAAGACCGGUAAGUAUCAGUAUUUAUGUGUUAGGGUGACCAAUGAGGAUAAAGGGGAGGGUUUUAGCUUUCUUGCUACUAAUUAACCCUAAAGAUACUUAACUGUGGGAGUGAGACGAUAUCAAUGUAAUCGAAAAAUGUGACUUGUUACAAGCUAAUACGUUAAAACAGAGAUCAACGAUGAUAGUGAUCAGUGUAUACAUAAAUGUUAGUGUUGGGAAUAAUUUAUAUAUAGAUAUAGAUAGAUCUGGCAGUUUGUUGAAUGUUCUGUAUUAGUUUACAGCCAGGGAUUACGAACUGAUACCAGAAUGAAUUACUAGUGCAGAUCUUAUGGACCGUAUUUAGUGCAUGCUGUCGAUGGGAAUAAGGUCACAGAUAUUAUUAUAUAGCAUGUAUACUAUAAUGCAUAGAGACUAUAAAGGGAACCUAGUAGAGAAGACAAGACAUAUUGUAUAUCUACUUAAUGUUUCAGAUAUCAUGGAAUAUGGGUGAGGAACAAAUCAAAUUAUUGUUAGUAUCAGCGAUUAAAUGAAAAGAAUGCUACAAAUGGCCUAUAUAGGAGUUUAAUAAAUUAACAUAAGGGGAAAAAAAUCUCAACAUUCUAAAUGGACUGAAAAAUUGGUGACAUUCUGAUGUUAGUGCAUUUAGUGCAUUAUCCUAACAGAUUCGCUAUAUUUUCUAUUUGAGUUCAGUGUUCGCUCUAGCUAGACAACAGGACAUAAUUUAGCAUUGUGCUUUUUGUUUUUAUCAUUUUAUUCUCUUAUGUGUCUAUUUUAGUAUACUUAUUAAAAGUUAAGUUUUAAAGUUCACUUCUUCUGCGACAUCGAUUGAUUCUAUACCCUAUGUUGAGACACCUAUUGGUAGUUUUUUUUUCUUCUUUUUCAUUUAUAUUAUAUUUUGUUGCAGUCGAAGAAUGGGUCUUUCACCAAACUUUAAAGGGACACUAUAGUCACCAGAACAACUAGCGCUUAUUGAAUUUGUUCUGAUGAGUAGAAUCAUUACCUUCAGGCUUUUUGCUGUAUACACUGUCUUUUCAGAGAAAAUGCAGUGUUUACAAUACAGCCUAGUGAUAACUUCACUGGCCACUCCUCAGAUAGCUGUUAGAGAGCCUUCCUGGGUCAUGGCUGCCUAAAAUGCAUCCAAACAUUCAGUGUCUCCACCCUCUGCAUGCAGACACUGAACUUUCCUCAGAGAUUCAUUGAUUCAAUUCAUCUCUCUGAGGAGAUGCUGAUUGGCCAGGGUUGUAUUUGAAUUGUGCUGACUCUGCCCCUGAUCUGCCUCCUUGUCAGUCUCAGCCAAUCCUAUGGAGAAUCACUGUGAUUGGAUCAGGCCACCACUUCUGAUGAUGUCAGCAAACUGCUUGCUAGUCUGAGGCAGACAGGGCAGAGCCAGCAGCUUUGGGAUUUUGAGAUUUUGGGAGGCAUGAGGGGCCCAGGGGGCUAGAUGGUGGUUUUAACACUAUAGGGUCAGGAAUACAUGUUUGUGUUCCUGACCCUAUAGUGUUCCUUUAAAAUUAAGAAUGGGUUGAGAAAUUUUAUUCUAGACUAUCCAUCUGAAACCGUUCAUGAUAUAUUAUAGUCUCCUAUACUGCUCAUUCCCAGUUCCUGUUAAACAUGAAUACAUCUUAAACUGUGUGCAUUUGCAUUCUUUUCACAUUUAGUUUUUCUUUUCUCCGUGAACUGCUGUAUAUACACAGUUGCUGGUUUGCCAUUAUGCUACGUAUUCAUCCCUUAUUUCAGAUAUAUUAAUCUUAAGUUGUUUAAAAGCAACUAAAGUCACCCAGACCACUUCAUCUCGACGAAGUCAUCUGGAUGUAGUAAUCCUGUCUGUUUUCAGCCACUAGAGGUGCUUAUUCCUCCAGAACCAAGUGCAACUCUUAUCCUGGAAUCAAAUGCUGCCAGCAGCAUCAUUUGAUUAAAGGACCACUCUAGGCACCCAGACCACUUCAGCUUAAUGAAGUGGUCUGGGUGCCAGGUCCUUCUAGGGUUAACCCAUUUUUUUUAUAAACAUAGCAGUUUCAGAGAAACUGCUAUGUUUAUGAAUGGGUUAAGCCUUCCCUCUAAUCCUCUAGUGGCUGUCUCAUUGACAGCCACUAGAGGCGCUUGCGUGCUUCUCACUGUGAUUUUCACAGUGAGAGCACGCCAGCGUCCAUAGGAAAGCAUUAUGAAUGCUUUCCUAUGUGACCGGCUGAAUGCGCGCGCAGCUCUUGCCGCGCGUGCGCAUUCAGCCGGCGGGGCGUAACGGAGGAGGAGAGGAGGCAGAGAGCUCUCUGCCCAGCGCUGGAAAAAGGUAAGUUUUAACCCCUUUCCAGAGCCGGGCGGGAGGGGGUCCCUGAGGGUGGGGGCACCCUCAGGGCACUAUAGUGCCAGGAAAACGAGUAUGUUUUCCUGGCACUAUAGUGGUCCUUUAAAGGAGCACAGCAUUUGGAUGUUCUUGCUCAUAGAGAAGCAAUGGAUUGGAGGUACUUCUGUAGAAGUCAACAGGUGUUGUGAUGUCUUUAAAUGCGGAGCAGGUGAGUGCCGCAGUAGAUUCCCAGCACUGGGUGUAACGUAAGUAAUCUCUUCAACGUUAAUUUUUUUAAUGCCAACGAGGAGGGGAUGAAAGGAAAAUAGCGAUCAUAUUCAAUACUAUAUGUUCCAUUGUAACAGAUCCGGAACUGGUCAAAAUGUUUGCUGCAUUGUUAAUAAAAUGUGGAUUUGCCCUGUACAAUAUCUUGUAGUGGAGUGGUUUUUGCUUGUUGAAAUUCCACAACUGUCAGUUGACAUUGGAAAAGUAUGUAAGAGUUGUUUGUAAAUGUUCUCAAUUGUCAAGUUACAGUAAUCAGUGUUUUACAUUCAUAUAGAAGCAGACAAUUUAUUUUUGCUGUGGAUAUGGCUUAUUUGAAUAGGAUAUUUUUUUUUUUUUUUUACUUUUUAUUUAAUUUGAUCCAUGUAAUAUUUACAAAUUGUAAUUGCAAUGUGAUCUUUUGACUUGCCAUCAUUUUUCUGUGUUGCAGGUCAGUUGGUCAAGAUGCUGCUUUACACAGAGGUUACUCGCUACUUGGACUUCAAAGUCAUCGAGGGAAGUUUUGUGUACAAAGGUGGAAAAAUCUAUAAGGUGCCUUCCACAGAGACAGAAGCUCUGGCAUCCAGUGAGUGGUAUUUAAAAAAUAUAAAUAAAUCAUGUGGCACGUAAUUCAUUUUUAAAAAUUAUUUUAUUGAGAAAUACUUGGAAAUUAUAUUCCUUUCCUACUUCUUAUACCUAUUAUCCACUCUAUAAUUUAAAGGUAAUGAGACAGCCUUUUUCUGUGCUAAAUAUUUUAACAGCGUUGCAAUCUUUUCUAUCCUUCCUGCUUUUUUUUUAAAGAGGGAUUCGAUAAUGAAACUGGUUGUAGUGCUACAAGUUUUAGGUUCUUGCACUCUUAACCUUACUUUAAAGACUAACGUGGGAUGUGCAUGUCUAUAAAUCCAUGACUGAAAAUACAGUAAACUAAAUUCAGUCUGGAUAGAUUAUAUACAACUAGUUUUCAGUGGUGGUUACUGUAAUCCUAGUAUUCUAGUUCAGUUGAUAAUGACCAACUAGUGACGCAAAAAAAAAUUAUAUAUAGGGGACUGCUGCUGAUGCUUUGGCUCAAUACAAAUUGAAGUCAAGCACUAAAUGCUGAAACUGGUCAAAUUCAGCCACUUUAAUUCUGCCUCAUUCCCUUCAGUUCAACUUAUAACAUUUGUGACACUCACUCUAGUCAUCACCCGAGUUAAAAUCUCAUUGAGCCAAAUGAGUCUCUGAAAUUUUAAAGUGGGCCUAUGAUUUGUAUUAAUGACCCCAGCUUUAUUGUAAGUGAAUUGCUGCUAAAAAAGACCCCCAAUUAGGGUGAGUAGAGUUUUACAGUUAAUUUGCAAUUCAACAGUGUGUGAAUGGCUGAAUUAACAAAUCUAUAGAGAUUUAGCAGAUUUUACCAUCUAGCCAAACUGGAUCUCAAUGGAAAUUUAAAAUAUGCCUGAAUCAGACAAAUUAGCCAUAUGAGUUUUGCAUAGCAAAGUGUUGAUUCAAACAGUCCUGUUUAGAUCAUGUAGUGCCUAUUAAAUUGACUUAAAAAGAUGUGUGGGUUUUAAGAACUAUACUUAGUACAAUAUAAAUACAAACUGCAAAUGAUUUAAUAUCCUAUUUGUACAUAAAUACCAUAUAAUACUACGGCACGGGUGAUAUAUUAUACAAGAUGGAGAACUGAAAAGACCAGUAUAAAUUUUUUCGGUCAGUCUGUUCUUCUUUUUUUAGUGUUUUAGAUUUAUCUUCUGACUCCAAACUAUCCAUUUAAUUAGAUUUAAUCUUACUUUCCUCAAGGUUUGAUGGGUUUGUUUGAGAAACGUCGCUUUAAAAAGUUCCUAAGCUAUGUGGCUAACUUUGAUGAGAACGAUUCAAAGACACUGGAAGGAGUUGACCCAAAGAAAACAACCAUGCGUGAUGUAUACAAAAAAUUUGACUUGGGCCAGGAUGUGGUUGACUUUACAGGCCAUGCUCUUGCUCUUUACAGGACUGAUGAGUGAGUUCUGAAAGAUCCUUUAUUGUGACUUUUGUAUUGUAUUUUAUGGACUUUCUAAACUAGAGUUGUAUUUAGUAGUUGUCCUGCCUCUAGAAAGUGGUUGAUCCUACAAGCCGUGUUCAUUGCCUACUUACAUACAUUUGAGUUUGACAACAAAUAAAAAUACUGAUCUCACAUUGUCAUUCGAUGGACUUAAAGGAAGGGGGAACGUGGACCUUUUGCAAAGUGUGUGUGUGUGUGUGUGUGUGUGUGUGUGCGCGCUUUUCAUUUACAGAAGUUGUAAUUUCUGCCCUCCUUAUAAACCAGCGAAUAAAAUACAAACUUAUCAGGAAUCCAGUGCGGGGCUAAGCUCCCCCAUACUGAUUUCCCCAAACUGUUUAAAUUGUCGCAUAUGUCAUGGUUUCUUAUAGAUAAACGUUUGACUGGACCUUUCCAUCAUUGCGGAGUGCAUGCGCGUGCUCUAGGCCCGUGAGGGCUUUAAUUAUUUAGGUGCAGGCAGUGGUGCAGUGGACACUGAAGAAUCCAAGACUUACUGCCUGCAAGGGAAAGGCUCAUUAUAUGGAUCACUAGUGGGUUCUGAAGACAGAUGUAAUUUUUGCACAGGAUUGAUAAUGGGCAGCCUGAAACUUCCCUUACCCCAUCCCCCACCUGCAGGACACCAUCUGUAUUAAAAAGAUGCUUCAUUUAAAAUAGUUGUUUUGUUGCUAAGUAUCCCUUUAAACCAUCCUCACAAAGUCGUUUUUGUGUAACAUGAUACCUACUGCAGGGGAAGUCCUAGUAGGUGGUCUAAAAAAAAAACAUGUUCAAAAUAGGAUAAACAUCAUAUGUUCAUAUUAAAACAACUUUCUAAAUUGAGGUGGCACACUUUUUCAUGUCAUAGUGAGUAUGUUUCCACUUUCAAAUAUGAAACUGCCUCAAAAGUGAAUAGUUGAGCUAUUUUUCUCAUGAGAACCCAUUGUGAUGUAAUACUUUUCUCUCAAUUUUUCUUUCUAGCUAUUUGGAUCAGCCCUGUCUUGAGACUAUAAACCGGAUAAAGCUUUACAGUGAAUCUCUUGCUCGAUAUGGCAAAAGCCCUUACCUGUAUCCACUCUAUGGCCUUGGAGAGCUGCCACAGGGAUUUGCAAGGUAAGUAUCAGCAAGUAUAUGCUUGUCUGAUGUAUUUGACUAGGGAAUUGGUUACAUUAAAAGGAUGAACGGGAAAACCGCUUUAGUGAACUAAACUAGUCUUGGUUAGUCCAUAGACUUGCACGGUUACAUAGCUUCUGCAAAAACUGCCUUGUAGUGCCUGGUUUAUCUCAAUCCUGUAAAGCGGCACCCUGUCCUGUAUAUAGUCUUCAUGUGACGGAUGCUGAAUCCAGUCUUGGGAAUGCAUUAGAGGGAUCAUGUGAGCACUAUAACCAUUUCAUCUAAUUAAUUUAUGGUGCCUGGAGUCCUCUGGCACUGUGGCUCCAUUCAUUAUUAUACUAUUUUUGAGCAACUUAAAACUGACUGACGGUUGCUGGCCACCCCUAACCUGGCCACCCCUAACCCAGCCCCACUGGAGGUAUGGCUAAGGCAAAGCGCACACAUUUUAUUAUAGUCCUACUGCUUCACACCUGCAGUGGCACUGUGAUAGGAUGGUCAGCUGACACCCUCAGCCUAUCACAGCUGCGCAUUAUUGCCCAGGCUAAUGCUUUCCUCAUUAGAACAAGAAGCACAAAGGGAAUAGACUGCUUUACUAGUAUUAAAACAUUAAAAACUGUUUAAUGCUGAAAUGAAGUGCAACAUUGGUGGAAAUUAGAAACCAUAAUCACUUAAAUGAGAUGAAGCCGCUAUGGUUCCUACAGUGUCCUAUUAAUGCGUGUCCCCUCUGGGUGGUUAAUUCAGUGAACUGGUGGAGUUCUAGAAAGAGCAGCAUUUCACAGAUGAAUUAAAGCUAUACGUGUAAAAACUAAAUGUGCUUGAUUCUACAUUUUUAAAGUGCAGUAGUUGAUUUAAAUCCAUUUUUGUGUGAUACAAUUUCAAAUUUCCUUCCUGGUAUGUCUGUAUUAGUAGCGGGAAAAUUAGUCUUGUUUUUGUAGCUACUUGAAAUGAUAAAGAUGUAUCACUGUGUAUAAUCAGUCUGUAUUAUCAAAGAGGCUGUAAUCUCUAAAACAGACCUACACCAAUACCUGGUGUUUACAUGACAUGGUUAUAGUAAUUGUCACAAUUCUGUGUGUGUUUUAUAACAUGCCUAAGAAAGCAGUCUGAUCCAACAGUUCUGUUACAAGUCAAAGAACUGUGUAAACUCUAAAUUAAAGAUGUAAUUUAUAGAAUCUGAUUUAGUUCUUCUCAGAUUAGUUUCCACUGAGCUAUUAACCAGCUUUAUCGGGUGCAGUGUAAAGAAACUAUUACUACCAUAGAAGGAUUAAAUAAUCGAUAUGUAACAUAUAUAAUUUUACCUCUUUGAAAGAUUUUUUUUUUUAAUAUUAUAUCAUUCGAGACAUUAUUUGUUUUACAGACUGAGUGCUAUUUAUGGUGGUACCUAUAUGUUAAACAAACCAAUAGAGGAAUUGGUGAUGGAAAAUUGCAAAAUUGUUGGUGUGAAAUCAGAAGGAGAGGUAAGCAUCUCGUAGAAGCUUUAGAACUUCCUUUUUAGAACGGUCAGCACCUGUACACCUAUCCUAUGCACUUUUAUAGUGGCCUCGAGAAAUUCCUAGUUAUAUGCACCCUGAUUAAUAAAAAGGAAACGGACAUGGUCUUAUGUCAUUUCUUCUAAAAACUUAAAUGCAUUGCAUAACUUUACGGAAAUGUUAUAUUCGCAUUUAUAUAGUGCAAGCCUAUUCCGCAAAUCUUUACAAUUAUAGAAAGGGAAUUGGUCAAUGCUUUAUAGGUAUGGGUUAGCACUUUGAAUUGACUCCUAUAGGAUACAAGAAGACAAUGUAAGAACUGACAGAGGGGUGAGGUGUGAGAGGAAAAUCAGUCUGGCGGCAGCAUUCAUUAGAGACUGGAGCGGGGCAAUACGGUUUUUGGGAAGACCAAUUAGGAGAGGGUUACAAUAAUCCAUGCAGGAAAUUACUAGAGCAUGGACAAGGUCCUUAGUGGCAUCUUGUGUAAGAAAGGGGCGGAUGCAGGCUAUGUUUUUAAGAUGGAAUCUACAGGACUUGACAACAUGCUGUAUGUGAGGCUCAAAGUUGAGGCCAGAAUCGAGAACACCAAGACAGCACGCUUGCAAGGAUGGACUUAUGUGGAUACUACUAACUUAAAGGGAGAGUGAAAGAGGAGGAAAGACAAGGAGCUCAGUUUUAGAGAGAUUGAGUUUCAGAAAGCGGGAGGACAUCCAGUCCGAGAUGGAAGAAAGGCAAGCAGUGACACGUUGCAGGACAGCAGGGGAGAGGUUCAGGAAGGAUAUAUAUAUAUAUAUAUAUAUAUAUAAUAUCUCUGGGUCUCAUCAGCGUACAGGUGGUAGUGGAAUCCAAAUAAGGUAAUAAGUUUGCUAAGAGACACAGUAUAAAGAGAAAAUAGAAGGGGACCAAGUACAGAGCCUUGGGGGACUUCAACCGAAACAGGACGAGGGGAGGAGGUAUCAUUAGGAAAGGAGACACUGGAUGAGUGUUGGGUGAGAUAGGAGGAAAACCAUGAGAGGACAGCGUCACAGAGACAGUAAUUUGAAGAGUUUUAAGAAGAGCAUUGUCAACGGUGUCAAAGGCAGCAGAGGGGUCAAGAAGAAUAUGGAGUACUGGCCUUUGGAUUUAGCUGCGAUUAGGUUGUUGGUAACUUUGAUAAAAGCAGUCUCCGUAGAGUGGAGGGGGCGGAAGCCAGAUUGAAGAGGGUCAAGGAGAGCGUUGGAAGUGAGACGAAUCUGUUCCAGUUCAAAUGCAGUGAAGUUACCACUGCUCUAGCAAGCUGUUAUUUUAUAUAUUUUAUAGAGUUAGAUAUACAUAUAACUUCUUAAAGUAACUAACUUGUAAUCUUUGUCUAUUCAUUGGGGGGAUCCUUCCUAUAACUUGUGCAAUGCAUGAGAUUGUGACUUUCCCACAGCUGUCAUAGCUGGUGGCAUUGACAAAAGGUGACUAAGAUAGCUCUGCUUUUUUUGGGGGGGGGGUCAGCCUUGCAAUUUAUCACAAGACAGAAUUGUCUCAUAUAUAUUUUUAAUUUGGAAUUUAAUUGAAUCCAAAUGCAGUCCUGUGCAAUUAUGAAUACUUCUUUAAAAAAAUAUAUCUUUCGGAAAUUGCCAGAACGGACAGAGUCAAAAUGUUUUUUCUAUAUUUGAUUUUGUUUACUUUAUACAAAUAAGUUUGUGAUGCAGUUUCAGUCCAAAACACUUUAUUUUCUGUUAAGGCCUCAUCUAUUUAUAAUACCACAUGUGGUAAGCAAAUAAAGUUUUUCUUUGGGGAGACACUGUAAAAUGUGUGGGGGUUUUAUUUUGACAAUUAUUCAAAUUGCUGAGUGAUACAGUAACUUUAUUAUUUAAAUCACUAUUGCCACUAGUAAACCACUAUAGAUACACGUAUUAAGAAAAUACAUGCAUCUAUGUACAAUGAAAUGCAUGUUAAAUUUUACAUGAACCAUAAACAAUUGUAAUUAAGAAACCUUUCAUAAUAUUUUCCUUUAUUUUUUUUCAUAUAUAGGUUGCUCGUUGCAAACAACUUAUAUGUGACCCUAGUUAUGUUCCAAACCUUGUCACUAAAGUGGGUCAAGUUGUACGCGUAAUCUGCAUUUUGAGUCACCCAAUAAAGAACACAAAUGAUGCUAACUCCUGCCAGAUCAUCAUCCCUCAAAAUCAGGUCAACCGGAAAUCUGGUGAGUUUCUCAAUUUUUUUUAUUUAUUGGUUUCAUAUUCUAUUUUGCACACAGUUUAUAAAAUAAAGACAAAUGUAACUUCACUUAUGUGAGGAUCUCUUAAAACAAAGUGUGAAAACUGUGAUUGUAGUAAACCAGCCUUAUAGGGAGCUAUACUUUGAAAACAACCGAAGAAAACAUAAUACUAACAAAGUAUGUGAUAGACGUGCCUGUUAAUUCCACUACAACUCCUUAGUGAUAUUCAAACAGUCAUUGAGGUGACAUAACAUGUUAUAUACACUAUUCCUUACACUGCUAGUUGAUCAUGGUAUAGAUGUAGGCUCUGAGCUGUCGAGAAUUAUCUUACUGCUAUGUUCCUAAUACUAACCUUACUAUAAUGAUUGCUUUCUUAAACCUGAGCCAGAACAAAAGGUUCUUUUAAAAGCCAAAUGCGCGUUGAUCAUGUGUUCUUGCUCUCUGCCAAGAUAUGAAGUGUGUUUGUUGUGUGGUGGUGGUUGUUUUUAUUUAUUUAUUUAUUUAUUUAUUAACCCCUUAAGGACGGAGCCAAAUGUACAUGUUGUGAACAAAACAAAAUGUAAACAAAACCUGGCAUUUGCGCUACAUGUCUGUCCAACCGUAAUUCACCUCUUUCAUAGUAAAUGCACCCACCCAUAUUAUAUAUUCAGGGGAAACAGGGCUUUCAUUAAUAUCAAAUAUUUAGCUAUGAAACAUAAUUUAAUAUGAAAAAAUUGGAGAAAAUAAGAUUUUUCUAAAAAUUUUUAGUUCUAAAUGACAUUUUAACUGUCAAUGUCAUAACUGUUUGCUUUUACUGCAAUAAAAUACACAUAUGUAUUCAGCAAAGUCUCACGUGUAAGACAGUACCCCCUAUGUACAGGUUUUAUGGCGUUUUGGGAAGUUACAGGGUCAAAUAUAGCACGUUAAAUUUAAAAUUGAAAUUCGCCAGAUAGGUUAUGUUGCCUUUGAGACUGUAUAGUAGCCCAGGAAUGAAAUUUACACCCAUAAUGGCAUACCAUUUGCAAUAGUAGACAACCCAAGGUAUUGCAAAUGGGGUAUGUCCAGUCUUUUCUAGUAGCCAUUUGGUCACAAACACUGGCCAAAGUUAGCGUUGGUAUUUGUAUGUGUGUGAAAAAUGCAAAAAACGCCAAUUUUGGCCAGUGUUUGUGACUAAGUGGCUACUAAAAAAGACUGGACAUACCCAGUUUGCAAUACCUUGGGUUGUCUACUAUUGCAAAUGGUAUGCCAUCAUAGAGGUAAUUUUCAUUCUUGGGCUACCAUAGGGUCUCAAAGGCAACGUAACCAAUCUGGCUAAUUUUAAUGUGGAAAAAAAUGAAACGCAAGCCUUAUAUUUGACGCUGUAACUUCUGAAAACCCCAUAAAACCUGUACAUGAGGGGUACUGUUGUACUCGGGAGACUUCGCUGAACACAAAUAUUUGUGUUUCAAAACAGUAAAGUAUCGCAGCAAUAAUAUCAUCUGUAAGUGCUGUGUGUGCGUGAAAAAUGCAAAAAAGUCACUUCUACUGGCGAUAUCAUCAUUGUAACACAUUUUACUGUUUUGAAACACGAAUAUUUGUGUUCAGCGAAGUCUCCCGAGUAGAACAGUACCCCCCAUGUAGAGGUUUUAUGGUGUCUUGGAAAGUUAUAGGGUUAAAUAUAGUGCUAGCAAAUUAAAUUCCCUUUACUUUCGGCAUGGGUUAUCAGGCAGGUCCCGCUAAUUGUAAUUAAGAUACCUAAUUAUGUAAAAAUAUUACAUGUAUAUGUGUGUGUGAUCUAAGUAUAUAAUUUUGCCCCCCCUCUGGCAAUGCUGCAGACAGCUGUCCCGGCCAUGUGAUUGUGAGUUCCUCGCAAGGACCUCAGUCUCACAUGGCUGGGGGGGCUUCCAGGGGGUCGGACGUGCCGAGUGGGAUCGCCAGCGACCGGGUAAGUAAGAAAAGACCAGAGGGCGUACUAUUACGCCCGGCGGCGUUUAGAGCCGCUUAGAAUAGGGCGUAAUAGUACGCCCUCCAGUCAUAAGGGGUUAAAAAAAAUUUCACAUCAAUCACAUAGCCUGUCCAAGUGUGUUGCUGGAUUGCUUCGCUUGUAAGGCAUUUUGCAAUGUAUUAGAAUUCAUAAUAUUGUAUUCAUAAUUGCCAGACGCAUUUUAUUAGAGCGCCUGAUCUUGAUGACUCAAUCUGCAAUUUUUCAAACUACCAGUACUCUCAUCUGUCACUAAAACCACCCUACCUGUCACCUGUACCUGACUGGUGCUCUGGAUCGGUACCACACAGUGCCAGUCGGUAGAUUUAUUUGGAGAAACUAUGGGGCCUGGUAAAAUGUGGGGGUAAUCCUAGUCCCCACUAGACUGUUCUGCCUAAAUUUUCCUACCUCCGACACCAGCUCCUACUGGCUCCUGCCAACAGGCGCACUCACAAAGAUGCCCUCUCUUCUUUGACCAGGGAAGGCAUGACACUGCUUCAGGCAACUCAACCUGGCUCAAUUGAGGGAUUUUUGAAAGCAAUUAUUUUUAUUUAUUUUUUUAAGUUUCUGGGCCGCCUUGGUGGUGCAUGCAGCUGCAGCACCACGCUUGCCUCUGUAGGGUGAUCAUUGGAGCGAGCACCUGAAGCGAGGGGGGGGCCCCCUCUGGGUACUGCACUGGGGUCAGCGCCUUUCAUUUUUAAUUCUUCGCCCACCUUGGCUUAAGGUCACUGGGGGUAUUUCCCCAAAGCAUCAUCCACCCCAGCGGGGGACAGUCAGCCAAAAGCGACCAACAUCGGAACCUCCUUCUCUCCCCUGCACCAGAGGGACUCUGAGAGCCCCCCAAGUUUAUGGCCCAGAGAUGCUGGCUUAUACUUCAUCUUGGGCGGCAGCUAUGCCCUAUCUCUAUCCUGUUAUGCAGCUGCCAUCUGUCACCCUAUUGCAUAUUCCAGAUGCUCCAUGAUUUCCAUAAUCUAAUGAUUGGGAAAUCCUUGCUAUAUAAAGACCUACUGUUUAGGAGUUAUCAUGCUCUUUGUGGACGCCAUCUUUUGUUCUUACAUUUUUAUUUGCUUUUCGCCUGUAGUCUUUUACCUUUCUUUUGUUAUGUUUAUUCCGUCUCACAUUGCUUUGAGCACUUUGAUAUAGUGCUCAGUUCCAGUGGUAAUUUUCAGCCUGUUGCCCAAUAUAGCAUAUUACACAAUGGUCUUCGUUUCGUUCUGUUUUUGUUUUUAUUUUUUUUCUUCUGUCCAAUAAACCAAUACCAUGCUUUUAGUUUUCUACUAAUCUUGUACUGCAUAGCCAUGUGUAACUAGCCUGUUUUUUCUUUGUAAUUUAUAAAUGAGGUACUUGCCUAGGAGUUUAUUCCCUUGCGCUUAUUAACCUUGUAGUACCUCUGUUCAUCUCCGUGCUAAGCUCUAUACACAUGUGAUGCUUGUUAUAACUUCUGUAUGUGUGAUGUUAACCUUCAUUUUGUCAACUAAAAAAAGAUUGACAAAAGAAACCAGCAGAACUGCUAUUCUAACAUAGGUUGUGCAUGCCAUGAUUUCGCACAACCUAUUAAGAAAAAAAAUGUACUCAAAUGGUUCUCCUUUGCUGAAAUACUAUUGUGUAUUUCAUUUGCUUUAGCUCCAUUAUUGAAAUGUCGAUUCUGCUUUUUACAUUACAUAAUGUUUUUGUUUUUUCCCAUUGCAAAUUGGCUUUGCCAUUUACUGCCAUUUGGCGAUAUUUAUUACAUCAGUUCUAACAUGUCUGUCAGUCGGCAGGGAUUUUUUUUUCUGUUUUAAACUGCACUUUGCUUUAUAUGGGAGUAUGUAGCCUUUAGAUGUAUCCUGAUCCCAAUAUAACAUUUUGACUGUAAAAUGUGGCCUCCAUUCUGACUCAGAUAAAUCAAUGGGUGUUCCAGUCACACCGCAAGCUUGUAAAUUUACCUUUUUUAUUUUUAACAAGUAAUCAUCCCGGCUUGCGACUCAAAUUUUAUUUUUUUAUAAAUAAAGGUUAGUUAAAUUGUGCAGCAGUGUGGGGCGGGGCCUGACAGCCAAGAUACCUGGACAUAUCUCACACUAGCUCCUGCUGAUUUGAUCUAAAACCUUGCUUUUGAAACACACAAUCCUGCCUUUCGAGCCCUCAAUCCUGCUCAAAGGAGCCAGGAACUGGCAGAAGAUCGACACAUUCACUAAGGUUGCCCAGAUCGUGCCUGUGUUGUGUCUGUAACAAGCCCCGCCCUGCGGCCUGCUGAAGUGACAAUCCUGAAAACCAGGAGAAGUGGCCGAUGAUCUGGCCCAGGGACUGCACCACAUCUCAGCUUGUGGUAGCCUCAUUACCCCCUCCCCUCUUUGGACCAGCGCCGGUUAUCCCGUCCCCACUGACCUUGAGUGCAACACUGUGGAGUUGACGACCGCAUGGUGGAGCGAAGAUGGCCACUGCGCAUCUGGCACCCGCAUGUUCCAACAGGGUCUAGCAGGAAAGAGUGGAGAGAGUUGUUUGAGGCCAAAUCUGAAGCGCUCUGUUCAGCAGUUUUAAGCUGCUUCCACAGCAUCCCCCUGCCCCCAAUCUCUGCAGCACUGGCAGAAUCACUGCACCAAGUCACUGAAGUGACUCCUUGCCCUCCCACCGAGCCAAAGGCUCUGUGGAUACUCACCCAUCCAGUUACUCCACUGACCAACACAACUACACCAGCUUCCCGUUUCUCCUGGGCCGGGGGCUCGCCUAGAAAGUCAACCAGGCUGCCGUUCAUACACCCUAGGGGGAAACCAAGCCUAAGGAACCCUGCGGGCACCAGAUUUAGUGGAUCUAUGGACACAGGGCACUAGUCUCCCUUCAGACCCGGAGUUGCAGGUAUGGGAGACAACAGCUGGAUGGCCUACUUCGCUAUCUCUAGAGUGUCAACUUGCAAAAUCUGCACAGCACUUGGACGGAGGGAAGGCAGGACAGUCCUGAAGAGGACCAGUACUAGCAACCCUGGACUAUCUGUGACAUAGGGUGAUCUACUGCAACGUGACUAGCUCCUGUUUCUAAUGCUAAAAGCGGGGUCGCACUUGUUUGCCUUCUGUGUUAUUUUUUUCUUUUAUUUGCCUUGUGUUACCUCUCCUUUGUUUUAUCUCUCAACCCAGUGGUCUUACUAAUUACUCUCAAUGCCAGUAUGUACAGACUGUGUAGUUUUGUGCAUUCACUCAGUCUCUGGCACGUCUCAUCUUGUGUUUCAUCAUACUAAAACGAGCAAUGUUCUUCUAUGACAUUUCAUGCUACUCCUAUGUGAAUUAAUCAUUCUUGUAUGUGCUAUUAAUUACAAAAUUGUGCAUGUUAUCUAAGGUGUCCCACUGUUUCUGUUGAUUAGCUUGUGGAAUUGCCGUUAGGGCACCUCAAGCCUGCGUGUAACCUUCUGCACUGCAAAAAUACAAAAUUAAAAAAUUGUGCAGAAACUUGCUUUUCUACCCUACUCUUACCUUUUUGUCUCACUCCCUCUAGCAUGUAAGUUCAUUGAGCAGGGCCCUCAAUCCCUCUGUUCCUGUGUCUAACUUGUCUGGUUAUAAAUACGUGUCUGUUAGUCCACCCAUUGCACGGUGCCAUUUGUCUGUUAUUUAGUUUGACUAUCAAAUUCCCUACUGCCUUCAUUUUUGGUUUUGGAUGAAAAAAUUGUGCUAGGUUUUCUCCACUGGAAUAAGUUUUAUUUGAAAGAAAGAGAACGUUAUAGCAAAUGUUUUACUGCAUAUUUAAGGCCAACUUAAUUAUUUUAAAUUGACACAGGUGGCUUUCUUACUGUUUUGCAGUCUCUUUAUUUUUUGCUUACAUUGAUAGUAUAGUUUUGUUUAUUUUCCUUUCUCUUUUUAUUUAAGAUAUCUAUGUGUGCAUGAUCUCAUAUGCACAUAAUGUAGCUGCACAAGGAAAAUACAUUGCUAUAGUAAGCACUACUGUUGAAACGAAUGAUCCUGAGAAAGAAAUCAGGCCUGCUCUGGAACUGCUUGAACCCAUUGAACAGAAGUAAGUAUUUUCUUUCUUUGGAAUGGGAGUGUCAUUGUUCGAUAUCUAUGCCACUGCUGUUAAAUUAUAAAUUACAAUCUUCUGCUUUAAAUUAAUAAAAUGACCUAUAUUACUAAUAUUUUUAUCUUGUGUUCUGUAAAUUAGAUUUUCACUGUUUUGGUUGAAUUGCAUUAAUUCCAGAAGUAACUGCCUUUGACUAUUUUAUGUUUGGCUUCUUUGUGACUCAAAGUAUUAGCUGUAGUUUGUGUCCAUAAAAAAGCAUUUUCUUUUCUUUUCUUUUCUUUUUUUUUUUUAUUUCAGAAAAAAUUUGUUGGUAAAACUGUAAUUCUGAUCAAUUAUAUCUUUUCUUUCUAGGUUUGUUAGCAUUAGUGACAUAUAUGGACCUACUGAUUUGGGAACUGAAAGCCAGGUCCGUAUCAAACUGCUAUCUUUGUUUUCAUUUCAUAGUAUAAGAGAAUGGUUAAAAGGAAACCAUUACAUUCUGAAAUUCUUUAGUGAUGCACAAUUGCUUUUGUUUGUAUUUUUAUUUUCUGCCAGAAAGCCCCCAAGAAUGCUCAAAAACAAAAGACCUCCACCUUACCAUGUAACAUAAUGAUUAAUUUCACUUACUCAUUAUCCUAAAGAGUACUUGUAAGUGUGAACUGAAAAUAUGCUGGCCUUUUUAAUGCAACCAAAUUGCCACAUAAUGAGGAAUUGAGAUUUGAUUAUGAAAUCUGUGUGGAGUAUCAGUUUAACCCCAGCUUAAAAAAGUGCUGAUUUCUACGAGUCAAUUACACAGACAGGGACCAUUCCUUCCUGUGUCCGUUUCCCCUUCCCCUGAGCUAACAGAAGUAGCAGGCACGCACUACCUCCCUCCUGGCACUAUAGCUAUUUUAUAGUGCACACCUUCAUCCCCCCCUUCUGAUCCUUAUUUCUGACUCUGCUCUGCCUCAGCUCCUCCCUCCCCCAAUUUUUUUUAUUUUUUUAUUUUUUUGGGGGUGUGGUGACUGGUGAAAUUGGUGGAAAAUGGUUUGACAAAAUUUGAGGAAUUUCAAACACUGCUUCUUUACACCGGAAUUACUGCAAUAAGAUGGUUUGCAUGUGUUGAUUAGAAUGUCUCUCUAGUAAAGAAUAUUUGUUUGGUCUACAGUUGUAAAUAUUCCUGUGAGCUCUGCAAAGCAAGAAAGCUGUAUCACUAGAGAAUAAAGUGAUUUGUAUUCUACACUUAACUUUAGAUACAUGAAGACAAUGCUAAACGAAGUCCAUGCAUAGUUUUAGUAAUUUAUGCUGUGACAUCAUUUAGUAAUGGCAUGCUUUACAUUUUCUCUGUACCAUAGAUCUUUAUUUCACGCACAUAUGAUCCUACAACCCAUUUUGAAACUACCUGUAACGACAUAAAGGAUAUCUACAAGAGAAUGACUGGGUCAGAAUUUGACUUUGAUGAGAUGAAACGCAAGAAAAGUGACAUCUUUGGGGAAGACCAGUGAAGAUUAACUUAACUAGGAAAAAUUCUGAAUUGGCUAUAAACAUGUAUUUCAAGAAUUUAGGAACACUGUAUGAAACUGAAUAAUGUAACACCUGCUUUUUGUAAAAACCUUUUGAAAUUCAUGAGCAUUGCACUGGUAAAUUCUCCCUUUUUUGCCCUGCCUUUUUUUUUUUUUUUUUUUUUUUGAGAGGCUGCUGUCCAGAAAUCAAGUUUUACGUUCCUGGCUACAUUUAGAUUUCAUAUAGCAUAGAAAUAGUUCAGAUUUACCCAAAAUGUUUACUAUCGAGUGAAAUAAAUAAUUUAAAAAAUAUAUAUAUAUUUUUUUUUUUUUCUCCUUUUGGCAGUCACUUGAAUAUGCUGUAUAAUGAAGGAUUGUUUUCGUGACAAAUUGCAAGAAAUCUAUUUACUAGGCAAUCAUAUUUCACAAGGCACUAUAUUUUGGGCAGCAUCUCUUCAUGAACUUUCUCCUUUCUGUGUAGUUUGUGUCCAAAAACCCCCUCAUCCCCCCCAACAUAGAACUCAAAGUGUGAGAUUCUAACAUUUUAAAAUAUUAAUACCAGCUGCUAAUGGUUGGGCUCGAUAAAAAAUGUUUUUUGUUUGUUUUAAUCAAAUUCACAAACGCAAGUAUUAAGCAGGCAAGAAUUGUAUAUGUUUAUGUAAUCCCCUCACAACUUAAAAGGACCAAACAGGAAGUGCAGUAUUGAUUUGACAGAGCCCUACCCUCUAAAGUGUUGCUUAAUAGGGUUUAACAUGAUUUCUGUACUGCAAAGUAAAGCCAAAUUGUGGAAAUCUGUGCCGUGCUUUGUUUCAAUUUGUGGUUGUGUUUUGUGAAAUAGAUUUGAAGGCUUGUUGCACAUGUGCGUUUGAACAGCUACAGUCUCAGUCUUCAUUGCAAAUUACAGCACUCCUCUUACACACUGGUUUCUUUACACCUCACAUGGAUGCUGAUAUGAACCUACAUUAUGACAAGAGCCUUUAUAAUUUCUUACAAGCGCUAUAGAUAUUAUGGCCUUCCUGGACAACUAUGAAUAUAUAUAUUUUUUUUAUUUUUUUUUCUCUUCUGCCACACACCUCUGGCAGAAUAAAACUGUCAUCCAUAAACUGUAAAAGAUUUUUCAUACAAAGCAUGUGUUACAGCAAACAUAUUGCAUACAUAUUACAAUAUUGUCUGAAUACAUGAAAUAUUCUAGAAUAAAGUGUACAGCAGUGCGAACGUCAUUGUCCCGUCAUAUAAUACUGCAUACAUUGAUACUGUAAUGAUUUCUCAGCAAAAAAUGAUUUUCUUUAAUCUGCUUAUCCUAUUUUAAGAAAGUAACCAGGUACACUAAUAUUUGCAGCUAUGGUGUAAAUUCAAAACAUUCUAGCCAAACAUGUUACAGCUUUUUGGAAAUUGUUUUUAUCUCCAUGGAGCUAAGAAACCAUUUAACAGAGCCUCCUCA